AUGGAGGCAGAGCUGACUAGGAAGGGGCUAUGGGAAGUCGUGGAGUUUGAGUACAAGGUUGGCGCAUUCGAGGCUGAAACGCAGAAGGCCAUAGAGGUGGCGAGGGCAGCACGGGAUGCACAGCUGGAGAAAAAGGCAUGGGGUGAGAUCGUGCUUCAUCUGGAAGCUGAUCAACUUGUCCACGUUCAGGGGGAGCGAGACCCGGCAAACAUGUGGGAUCAGCUCAAGGCUGUGCACAUGAGCCGGGGGCUCACCACUGAGGUCACGAGAUGGAGGGUGCUCCUAAAUGCAGAGGUGAUAGGCGAAGAGGUGCCGAAGAAGCUGCAGGCCAUCAUAGCAGUCGUUGGGCUCUGUGAAGAGCUCAAUAUGGUCGAGACGAAGCUCAAUGCAGUCAACCGGAAGCUAUGGACGGUGAAGCAGGUAGUGGUGCUGGCACUCAAUGAGGAAGCCUGA
Molecule: messenger RNA, 453 nt
Organism: Laetiporus sulphureus 93-53
Lineage: Eukaryota; Fungi; Basidiomycota; Agaricomycetes; Polyporales; Laetiporaceae
Exons: 2
Coding region: 1-453 (150 amino acids)
Source: RefSeq, a predicted model, not a curated record